AUGAAAUUCCUUGUCCUGGCUGCUCUGCUCACAGCGGCCACAGCCGCGGGCGUCUCACCACGAGCCUUGUGGCAGUUCCGCGGCAUGAUCCAGUGCACCAUCCCCGGGAGCUCCCCCUACCUGGAGUACAACGGCUACGGCUGUUACUGUGGCUUGGGUGGCUCAGGCACGCCUGUGGAUGAACUGGACAGGUGCUGCCAGACACACGACCAGUGCUACACCCAGGCCAAGAAGUUGAGCAGCUGCUCGUUCCUGGUGGACAACCCCUACACCAACUCCUACUCCUACUCGUGCUCCGGCACUACCGUCACGUGCAGCAGCAAAAACAAAGAAUGUGAGGCCUUCAUUUGUGACUGCGACCGCAAAGCUGCCAUCUGCUUUUCCAAGGCACCGUACAACAAGCAGUACAAGGACCUGGAUUCCAAGUACUGCUAGGUGCACCAGUCACCACGGAAAGCAUCAUCCUUACCUGCCUCCCUGGCUUCACCUUACACCGCGCCCUUCAAUAAAGCACCUGCU
This is a messenger RNA of Lepus europaeus (European hare), 519 nucleotides long. RefSeq names its product phospholipase A2 group IB (gene PLA2G1B). The transcript is spliced from 4 exons. Gene Ontology annotation, biological process: positive regulation of fibroblast proliferation; phospholipid metabolic process; fatty acid biosynthetic process. Lineage: Eukaryota; Metazoa; Chordata; Mammalia; Lagomorpha; Leporidae. Gene Ontology annotation, molecular function: phospholipid binding; calcium ion binding; signaling receptor binding. The record is from RefSeq and is a predicted model, not a curated record. The coding region runs from base 1 to 435 and encodes 144 amino acids.